AUGGUGUGCAGAAGGAGCAGGUGAAGGCAACAGAUCUCUCUGACAUUGUCCCCGACACCGAGUCGGAGACCAAAGUCAGCAUCCAAGGCAACCCUGUGUCCAUACUGGUGGAGAAGGCCGUCGACGGGGCCAAGCUGAAGGACCUGAUCAGGGCUCCCUCAGGCUGUGGAGAGCAGAUCAUGAUCGGCAUGACACCCACGGUCAUUUCCACCCACUACCUGGACACCACCAUGCAGUGGGAGAGCCUCGGCCUCGACCGCAGGGCCGAGGCCAUCGAGCUGAUCAGGAAGGGUUACACCCAAGUACUCGCCUACCGGAAACCUGACAAGUCCUUCGCUGCCUUCUUAAAUCGUGCCUCGAGCACCUGGUUGACAGCCUACGUGUCAAAAGUCUUAUCCAUGGCCUUCAAGCUGAUCGACGUCGACCCCGAGGUGGUCUGCGGUGCCGUGAAGUGGCUCAUCCUCAACAAGCAGAAGCCAGAUGGGAUGUUCCAAGAGGAUGGUCCUGUCAUCCACGGGGAGAUGGUGGGAGGUUAUGCAGGAGCCGAGCCUGACGUGUCGCUCACAGCCUUCGUCCUCAUCGCGCUGGAGGAGGCCAAGGACAUCUGCAGGGGCCGUGUCAACAGCUUGGACAGAAGCAUUGACAAAGCUUCUGGGUACCUCAUCCUACGCUACGAGCGCCUGGCACGGCCGUACACGGUGGCCUUGACCUCCUAUGCCUUGGCCUUGACUGGAAAACUCAACAGCGAGAAGGUCCUCAUGAAGGUCUCCAAAGAGGGAAGGAGCUGGGAGGAACGCAACGCUCAGACCUACAACAUCGAGGGCACGUCCUACGCGCUGCUGGCUCUGCUGCAGAUGAAGAAGUCGGAGCUGACGGGGCCUGUGGCUCGGUGGCUUGCCCAGCAGAAUAUCUUCGGUGGGACCUAUGGAUCCACUCAG
Molecule: messenger RNA, 938 nt
Organism: Acanthisitta chloris (rifleman)
Lineage: Eukaryota; Metazoa; Chordata; Aves; Passeriformes; Acanthisittidae
Product: venom factor-like
Exons: 7
Source: RefSeq, a predicted model, not a curated record